AUGAGACACAAUCUGGUGUGUCAGACACCUCCCUCUGUCACUGUUCACGUAAAAUCAAGUGCAUCCAGAUCACAUCAGCAAAAAAACCUUAUUAGACUAAAGCGUCCUACUUUUAAAGAUUGUCAUGAAAAUUGUGAAAAAAAGGUUCCUAGUCAUAAACAUCCAAAGGGACCAUGUCUAGUUAUUCAGCGUCAGGAAAUGACAGCUUUCUUUAAAUUGUUUGACGAUGAUCUAAUUCAAGACUUUCUGUGGAUGGACUGUUGCUGUAAAAUCGCAGACAAAUAUCUUUUGGCAAUGACUUUCGUUUAUUUCAAGAGGGCUAACUUCACAAUAAAUGAGCAUACCAGAAUCAAUUUCUUUGUUGCUCUGUAUCUGGCAAAUACAGUUGAAGAAGAUGAUGAAGAAUCAAAAUAUGACAUUUUCCCAUGGGCUUUGGGAAAAACAUGGAGAAAACUCUUCCCUGAUUUCUUAAAGUUAAGAGAUCAACUGUGGAGUAGAAUUGACUACAGGGCUAUUGUAAGCAGACGUUGCUGUGAAGAGGUAAUGGCUAUUGCUCCAACACAUUACAUAUGGCAGCGAGAACGUUCUAUGCACCACAGUGGAGCUGUGAGAAACUAUAAUAAAGAUGAAGUACAGCUGCCACGAGGACCUAGUGCCACUCCUGUAGACUGCUUGCUUUGUGGUAAGAAAGGAAGAUUUGUAGGACUGGGAUUAUCAUCAUCUUCCUCUUCAUCUACUGGCACUUUGGAGAUGAUGGAAACACAUCUGUCUCAGGAUUUGAAGGAUACCUUUCCAAUUGAAAAAAUGCUGGUUGACCCUCCUUUUUCUUAUGCGCAAGACUAUCACAGCCUGUCCAACAAAAGGAGACGAGGUAGCACCCUGAACCAAGACAAAUCCAUGGAUUGGUUUACAAGAAAUGAAGAAUGA
Molecule: messenger RNA, 927 nt
Organism: Rhea pennata
Lineage: Eukaryota; Metazoa; Chordata; Aves; Rheiformes; Rheidae
Gene: SPDYA
Product: speedy/RINGO cell cycle regulator family member A
Exons: 6
Coding region: 1-927 (308 amino acids)
Biological process (GO): positive regulation of cyclin-dependent protein serine/threonine kinase activity
Molecular function (GO): protein kinase binding
Source: RefSeq, a predicted model, not a curated record